UGAGUGUAAACAAUUCCGGAUACGGACGCCUAUUUUUUUUCAAUAAAUUUUCAAGCGCCAAAAAUUUUGUGGAGCCUCCUGGAUUUGUCUUCAAUGAAAUCACAAGGAACAGCAUCAAUAACAAUGACGACAAUCAGCAAUAUCCGUGUCUUCCACACUGUGGCCUUCGCCCUCUUCCUCAUCUCCUGCUACUUCUGCGUCCACGGAGACAACGUUCGAGACAAGCAGAAGACGGCGGUGGUUGCCGUGCCAACACAUGAUGCGGUCGAAACAGAUGACAACAGCAUGGAUGCUACUGUUGAAGAGGAAAUGGAUCCAGAGGAUUUGGAUGUCUUUUUGCCUACUGACCAAUGGCAGCCAAUCAAAGAAGGACAGGCAAUACCAGCUGGCCUGCACGUGCAGAUAAGCCUCAAAACCGGGGAAAAGAUGGCCAAGUUGAUGGACGGCGAUGACGGGGAGCGAUAUCGGAAGAAAGCCAGCCCCCAAAAUGAUGACAUCGACACUGAGAGUAAAGAAGGUGGGGAGGGGACUGAUCCACUUUCCCACCAGGAGCUGAAGAAGGCCCUCAAGAAAUUCAAAGCAGAUCAGGACGAUGUCCAAGAUCAGGAGAGGAUUGACCAAAUCAGGCAAAAGUUUCGCUCCAUGGAGGAACUGAAGAAGGAUUUUGAAGAGAUGAAGCUGAAAGUGGAGACCGAUGUGGAGAUCAUGAGACGGCUCGUGGAGAAGUUCCAGCGGGAAGGGGCCAGCGUGGAGGAGCAAGAGGCAGCACUGUUUGACCUGGAGUUCUACGCUCAUCAGAUUGACAACGCACAAGAUUUGAUCACCAUUGGUGGUUUUGACUUGAUCAUCAGAGCGCUGAACGAUACAAGGGAUGUUAUCCGUAAACAGGCUGCGUUUGUCCUGGGCUCUGCAGUACAGAGCAAUCCAAAGGUUCAGGUGGAAGCCCUAGAGCGGGGUGCCAUCCAAAAACUCCUUCAUCUUCUCACCGCCUCUCAGCCAGCAGACAUCCGCAAGAAGGCCAUGUAUGCCAUCUCCUCCUUGGUUCGUCACUUCCCCUACGCCCAGGUGAAGUUCCUGCAGCUGGGCGGUCUGGACAGCUUCCUGGAACUCUUCAGAGAGUCAGACCCAGGGCUGCUCCAGCUCCAAGUCAAGGCUGUUACGCUUCUACAUGACUUGCUGCUGGAACAGAAACUUCUUACACAGGAAUCAGAAGUUGGAGAUGCAUUGAAGCAGCAAAGAAUUCAGCAAUAUAAACAGGUCAAUCUUCUCUCAGAGAUGAUGAAGCAAGGUUGGUGUGAGAUCAUUCCGUCCUUACUCCAAGCACCAGAGCACGACGUCCGGGAGAAAGUACUCCUUGCAAUGCAACUCCUGCUGGAUGAAUGCCAGAUGAACUAUUACAAAGACAAACAGCUCAUCGGAAGAUUGUCAGAGUUGAAGUCAGAGUACGAGAAACAUGCACUAGAGGAGCAGGUGGAAACGGGUGGUACGGAAGACUACUUCACUCAAUUGUCUCAUCUUGUCACGGACAUCAUGGGUCAGCUGUCACUAUCGCCUUAGGAAAUUAUCCCGGAUUAUUGCGAUCAAGUCUUUCUUGCGUCCAGAAACUACAGACCGAGAGCACGGCUUGAGCAGAUGAAAACAGGCAGUUUGGGGAAUUAUUUUUUUUAACCAGCUGUCUCACAUCUUGCUAUGGAAACUGAGGGUCGGCUGCAAGUACCUUCUCAAUUGUUUUUCAAGAAAACUGAGAUGAAGCUUUGUACCCAGCAAUUGCAAACCAAGAGUAAGACUGGAGGAGGUGAAAAUAGUUGACCUUGAUGGCUCUAGCACUCUCGUGCGGUUGACACUAUCAGUGUAAAACUAUCCAAGAUUUUUGUGUCACCUAAACAAAGUUUUGGGAGACACUUACCAGUCCUUAAUUCUGUAUGACCGUAUGUCCGUAGACCCGUACACACCAGAGCUACUUGUUGGGUACUCCUACAAAGGGAAUGGUACCCCACAAGUGAAAUCUUUAGAAAAACGGUACCCCACAGGUGAAAUCUUUACAAAAAGGGAUAAAAGGACAACAAUGUUCCUACCCCAGAACUCCCAUCCGCUUGAUUGUCCAUAUGUUCGUAGACCUAUGUUAGAAGUUUUGAAAACAUGUAUAACUUCUACAAGCUUUCAUGGAUUUUAAUGAAACUUGGAUGCAGUGACCCUUGGGUGGGAAGACAGGAUUCUUUACCGGAUUACUGAGGUCAAAGGUCAUGUAGGGGUCAUUAGAGGUCAUUGUUAAAAUAUGCUUUAAAUGUUUCUUUGGAUGGAGUGAUCCUUGGGUGGGGUUUCAUCUCCACUCUUCCGAAGUUGGAGGUCAAAGGUCGUCUAGGUGUCAUUUGAGGGAGGUCUUUUAAAAAUGCACAAAAUUUGACUUUUUAUCAGAGCACAAAUCAUAUAGGGAUUGACCCUCGGGAAAAGGCGACACAUGCGAAGCAUCCAUGAAACGAGGUUAACUCUGCAGGAACUGAUUGUAAUGGGUAGUGCAAAGGGUUGCAUCACAUCACAGUUACUAACCAUCACCUCAAAACUACCAAAGAUUGUUGCUCUGCUGGAACCCGUCUCCCAUGAACCAAGAGUAAAUCUGGAAGAGCAGUUGAAAACAGGUGUUGGAGAGGGUUGCUGGACUAGUCCGUCUGACCCUCGCAACUGUUACUCUCAAAGAUUGUCGAGAUGAUGAUUUGCUCGAUCCAAUUGCAUCUCUGUAGGAGAAGGUGGAAAUGGGAAGUGCAGAGGGUUUCUGGACUUGCAUCUUCAUGUAUAUUGUUGAUAUUUUGGGUUUGCUGUCGCCAUUUAUAUGAUGCAGCUUCCACAAACUGAGAGGACAACUCUGGAUGAGUAGGUGGAAAUGGGCAGUGCAGAGGGUUGCUGGAGUUUGUGUCAUUUCAUCGUAAAUGAUGUGUUAUAAGUUGUUAUUUUAGUUCGGUUUUAAGGGGUCAGCUAUCAAUCUUUUUGUUUCCUUCAGAAGAAUACCCGGUACAUGUAGCAAUUUUGAAAGAUUAAAUUUUGCAUCAGGAAGAUUUAAAAUCAGUUUUGGGUUUUGCCCUUAACCCUUACUGGUAAGUGCAUACUCAGUGGCACUAGUCUCGGCAGGAAAAAUUUCGAGAAAAAAUAUCAAGCUUACUCAGUUUGGACUCGAACUCACGACUUGCAAUAUCGAUAUCUUGCCACUUAACCAUCAAGCGUGUCAGGGUUGGCUGGCUGGUUCAGAUCUGAUAUAAUCUUGAUUGCGCUGCCCCCCCCCCCCCCCCCACUGCUAUUUAAGAUUUAAACCGGCCAGCCAACCUUGGCAAGCUUAGAUGUGGAACAUACGACAUCUGCACUGGUAAGCAGGAAGUCGUGGGUUCAUGUCCCACUGGAUUAGUCUUAUGAACUGUUUGUCACAAGCUCGUAGUAUACACUGAAGGGCAAAAUCCAAUUUAUAUCGACUUAAGAAGCUGCAUAAAUAAAUAAAUAAAUUGUAAUGCUAAUAAAGCGCUUUCCAUCGUAUCAACAAUCUCAAAGCGUGUUUACAAUUAUUCACCCGUUCAUCAGGUCACGAGACCACACGGCAACCGAUAUCGGCACACGUUUGGCCCUCUACCCUCACAGGUAUCCAUUCAUACUCCUGGGUGGAGUGAGGCAAUUGUAGUUAAGUGUCUUGCCCAAGGGCACAAACACCAUGUUCCUGGCAGGGUCCAAACCCACACACCAUCCUACAUGAGUCGAACACAGUGACCACUGGACCAUGGCAUUCUACAUUGUACCUCAUGACUAAUAACCGUCUUUUUUCACUAGUUAGUGAGACUUACAGAAUAUGAGUGAAGGAUGAAGUUUGAGCAAUGGAGUAAUAAAACAGUUCAUAGGCCUAUGUAAGCCAUUUUCAAACCUCGAGUUGAAUGGAAUGUAUUUGUUUUCUGUUUCUUUGUGAAUAUGCAUAAGUAUCGUUAUUUGAUAAGUAAAACUAACUUCAUUUUACUUGUUCAUUUGAAUAGUCGUGUUAAACGAUUCAGUCUGCAUUUUGACAUCCAAAAUAUCAAUAUUCAGUUUAUUAAUAUUCAAGUAUGUGUCAAAAACAAAAUUGCUUGUGUUUUUUUUUUCUUUUUAAAUGUGAGCAAACCCUGAAUUUGAAAAUUAUCGCUUGAAGAAAUCCUUUUCAAAAUGAAAUGAGUAUUAUAAAUAUAUCGCAAUAUUUAUCUGAUAUACAUGUAUGUAAUAUAACAUACAGUGUAUUAUACUUUUGGGAGUUGGUUUUUAGGUGCUUGGCAAGUAAAAAGGAUUUGGGAAAAUAAAAACACGGUUUCUGAAUUCUGAUACAAA
Patiria miniata (bat star) is the source of this 4329-nucleotide messenger RNA. RefSeq names its product nucleotide exchange factor SIL1-like (gene sil1). Bases 94 to 1557 code for a protein of 487 amino acids. The transcript has 10 exons. The record is from RefSeq and is a predicted model, not a curated record. Lineage: Eukaryota; Metazoa; Echinodermata; Asteroidea; Valvatida; Asterinidae.